Messenger RNA from Triticum dicoccoides, 1307 nucleotides. RefSeq lists its product as uncharacterized. The record is from RefSeq and is a predicted model, not a curated record. Bases 1 to 957 code for a protein of 318 amino acids. NCBI's taxonomy places the organism in Eukaryota, Viridiplantae, Streptophyta, Magnoliopsida, Poales, Poaceae. The transcript is spliced from 3 exons.
AUGGACGACCAAACCCACGGCGGAGGGCAUCUACGCGUUGCUGGAGAACGCGCGCAUCCAACGGUGCAAGCAGCACCUGCUGGGGCGGCCGAAAACGACGACGGCGUCGAGGUCAGCGGCGACCGGAGCUCGGUCAUCGACGGAUUCAUCGCUACGGUGUUUCCGAACUCCCGAACGGUGGCAAAGAAAAAAAAAGCGCCCCCACUGUUCGGGCACCCCAUCUCUUCCACCUCCCGUCCCAAACUCCACCAUCCCACCUUCCCGCCGCCAGGAUCCAGCCAACGGCGAGUCGGCGACCACCACCAACCCACCUCCCCCGCCUCCGGGAUCCAGCCACGAAUCCACUGCCCCGUCGUCGGGAUCCAGCCGCCAAUCCACCUCGUUGCCGUCGGGAUCCUGCUGCUGCACAACCGCCACCAACCCAACCUCCCAUCGCUGGGAUCCUGCCGUCGCGCGACAACCACCAACUCACCGCCGGCGUCACCGGAAUUCGCCCCUCAGCAGCCUUCCUCCUCUGCUGCCGCGACCUUCCACCUCUGCCACUGCGGCCUUCUUCCAUCACGCGCCUCCCCAGAUCGGCGAUGCGAUGCACGUUCCCCCACCGGUGACCCUCCCUUGAGUUCACUCUCUUCUCUCCAUCGCCGGCCUAAGAGCUACCCACGCCACCCCGCGCUGCCACCUUGCUCCUCCCGGUCGACCUCCUGGAUUCGGCGCUCAGCAGUGCCACCGCGCACCACACUAGUCAGCAUUAGCGCCCUCUUCCUCCAUGAUGUUGCUGCCCUCUUCCUCCAUGCUGCUGCUGCCUUCGACUCUGCCCCCGCACUCCAUCGCCUCCUCAUUGAGCCGCCCUCUCCUUCAACUGGCAGUGCACACAAGCUGUUUGUGUAUAUGCCUCAAACACAAAAAUUCAUGGACAAAUCAAUGCAGCGUCAUGGACUCAUCUUCUAUAGCACAUAAGUAGGCGUGCAUGCCAGAUUGGUUCCUUCCACUGCCUAGCUGAUGUUGUUUGUACCCAGACUACCCAUAGUGCCUAAUGAAGCUUCAAGACCGCAAAUAGAUGAGCCCAUGGAGAAACAACAUCCUUGUGUAUCUUGAGCUGCUGCAUCACUUGAUGGAACGAGAUAUGGUGUCGGGAACACAGCAGGAUUAGCAAGUAAUUUCGAGAGUAAUCUUGUAUGCGCCCUAGGCUCAGUUUACGCCGCGAUAAAUUGUUUUCAACAUGUAAUACAUUUGUUAUAUUCAUGAGCCGUUGAGAACACAAUGCUGAGUUGCCAAGAGAACCAAAAAAAGUGUGGUACAAAUCACCA